This is a messenger RNA of Rotaria sp. Silwood2, 483 nucleotides long. The record is from the annotation of a GenBank genome assembly. Lineage: Eukaryota; Metazoa; Rotifera; Eurotatoria; Philodinida; Philodinidae.
AUGCCUGUGCUAUUUUUUUAUUACGUAGUGGCUGUUUUUGACGACGAAACAAGUGAAAUUGUUGAACGUUUAUUCUCCAAACUUUAUAAAGAUCAUGGCUUAUUUUAUACAGAACUACAAACUUUUAAAUUACAUUUACAUUGUCAUUACUCAUCGAUGUACAAGAUGCAUGGCUUAUUAUGUAAUAUAGGCUGUUUUGGACAAGAAAAUUUUAUUGGUUUUGUGAGUGUCAAUUAUCAUGGUGCACGAUAUUAUGACGACUUCAUCAUGUAUCAUUAUAACAUAGACUUUUGUCUUGAAAACAGAAAACAAGCAAAAGCAACUACUGAUGGUCCUUGUGAUCCAUUAACUACAUGGACCAAUGAUUAUGAUUAUGUGCAACAAAUUCAUUAUCUUUUGUGUAAUUGUAAUAGUUUAGAUUCAUGUUGCGUUAUUUACCGUCGAUUUAUUAUUCGUUGUGCAAUGGUUCACUCUUUGAUAUAA